UUUACUCCACCCCAAUCUCACUGUUGCUCUCAGCAAUGGAGAGCAAAAAUGGAGGAGGGAAGAAGAAAGCAAAGCGAGGAGGGUUCAAGACUAUGCCAUUUAUACUCGGAAAUGAUAUCUGUGAUAAGUUUGCAACUGCUGGAUUCAAUGCAAACAUGGUCUCGUACUUGACCAGCCAGUUGCAUUUGCCUCUAGUUACAGCCUCCAACACCCUCAGCAACUUGAGUGGCACUUCCAGCCUCACCACUAUCAUCGGUGCUCUGAUCGCCGACUCCUUUGCUGGCCGUUUCUGGACCAUCACCGUUGGCUCGCUCAUCUAUCAGCUGGGAAUGAUCACUCUCACAAUAUCAGCUAUCCUCCCUGCUCUCCGCCCACCGCCGUGCACACCACCUGACAUUUGCCACCGUCCAUCAACAUUCCAACUCCUAGUCCUCUACUCCUCCCUCAUCCUAACCUGCAUUGGCGCUGGAGGCAUCAGACCCUGUGUUGUUACAUUCGGCGCAGACCAAUUUGAACUCGACAAGACACGAACAAGCACAAGAAAAUGGAACUAUUUCAGUCUCUACUACUUCGCAUUGAGCGUGUCUCAUCUCUUAGCCCUUACUUUGGUUGUGUAUAUCCAAGACAAUGUUGGUUGGGGAUGGGGGUUUGGGAUUCCUAGCAUGGUGAUGUUCGUGUCGGUUGUUGUGUUUGUGAUUGGAUAUCCGCUGUAUAUAAAAAUUAAGCCUGCAGGGAGCCCGAUGACACGGUUGACACAAGUAUUGAUUGCUGCUUUCAAGAAGAGGAAGAUUGCGAAGCCUGAAGACCCGAGUCUUUUGUUUGUUGAUAAGGAAUUGGAUGCUGAUAUUUCAACUGGAGGGAGCCUUAUCCAUACUGAACAGCUUCGGUGAGUGCACAUCUCGAGCAAUACUCAAGUAGCAUGAAAUGUUGAAUUGGAAUUUCCUAGAGUUGAACAGGGCAUUAACUUACUUAUACAUGCAAAAUGGAAUACGAUCAAACUAUAAAAACACAAUUUUGAUGAAUUUCAACAUCAUGAAGUUUUGCAUAUUGAGCAGACCCAUAGGCCACAUUGAUAACAUGUUUUCAGUGAAAUGGACAAAAUUUAGCUUGUUUGUUUUAGCAGAGAAAUGUGAAAACAAUAACAGGAUCCAAUAAAAACUUGCUACUAUACACACCAAAAAGAAUUAUAGGCGUAAUACAAUAAAGAGCGUGUAAUAGUAAUAAGGAAAUGACAUGAGACUAGAACCUCAAUGCAUUCUUGAUACUGAACCCUUAAAAUAUGACCCUGAUCAUGCAUUUUUAUUCUCAUGGUUUACAAUUUAGUUAACAUGAAAUGAUGAAUUGGAGUCCACUCUGAAAGCAAGUCUAAUUCCUAAAAUUGAACAGAUUGGAUAAAAUU
Messenger RNA from Asparagus officinalis (garden asparagus), 1399 nucleotides. RefSeq names its product protein NRT1/ PTR FAMILY 3.1-like. The record is from RefSeq and is a predicted model, not a curated record. Gene Ontology annotation, cellular component: plasma membrane. The transcript is spliced from 3 exons. Bases 36 to 890 code for a protein of 284 amino acids. Gene Ontology annotation, molecular function: transmembrane transporter activity. Gene Ontology annotation, biological process: transmembrane transport. NCBI's taxonomy places the organism in Eukaryota, Viridiplantae, Streptophyta, Magnoliopsida, Asparagales, Asparagaceae.